GCCGCCGCCGAGGCGUGCACAACGACCGGAAGAAGUGAUAGCUGUUCGUUUUUCUCCUUGGAGAGGGAAAGUAGGAUGGGUCAGUGAUCGACAUACACGGAGUGGAACUGCGGUGCAUGCCGUAAUGAAGCGGGACGUGAGGAUCCUCCUGCUGGGAGAGCCCAAAGUGGGGAAGACAUCACUAAUUAUGUCGCUUGUGGGAGAGGAAUUUCCUGAGGAGGUUCCUCCUCGUGCUGAAGAAAUAACAAUUCCUGCAGAUGUGACUCCAGAGAGGGUGCCCACACACAUUGUUGACUAUUCAGAGGCAGAACAAUCAGAAGAUGUAAUGCGGGAAGAGAUUGUCAAGGCCAAUGUGGUGUGCUUGGUGUAUGAUGUAACGGAGGAGGCGACCAUUGAAAAGAUUAGAACAAAAUGGAUUCCUCUUAUUAAUGGAGGAGCUGAAAAAGGAAACAAAAUUCCCGUCAUUCUUGUUGGAAAUAAGUCUGACUUGCAGCCUGGCAGUUCAAUGGAGUCUAUUUUACCUAUUAUGAACCAGUUUUCUGAGAUUGAAACUUGUGUUGAAUGUUCAGCAAAGAAUUUGAAAAACAUCUCAGAGCUCUUCUAUUAUGCUCAGAAAGCCGUACUUCACCCUACUGCACCACUGUAUGAUCCUGAAAAUAAACAGUUGAGACAACAGUGUGUGAGGGCCCUAAGUAGAAUCUUCACUAUCUCAGACCAGGACAACGAUGGAAUACUUAGUGAUGAUGAGCUAAACUUUUUUCAGAAAGCUUGCUUUGGCAAUCCACUGGCUCCCCAGGCACUGGAGGAUGUGAAAAAUGUUGUGUGGAAGAACACCAGUGAUGGUGUGCAAGACAAUGGCCUUACAUUGAAUGGAUUUUUGUUCCUGAACACACUGUUUAUUCAGAGGGGCCGACAUGAGACCACCUGGACAAUCCUCAGGAAGUUUGGCUAUGAUGACUCGCUGGAACUCACAGAUGACUACCUCUACCCACAGUUGAGAGUUCCACUUGGCAGUAGCACAGAGUUAAACCAUAACGGCUACCGUUUCCUGCAGAAACUCUUUGAAAAGUAUGAUGUGGACAAAGAUGGAGCUCUAUCUCGACUUGAUAUCAAGAAUUUCUUCACCGUUGUACCAUAUAUGCCUUGGGGAGAAGAUGUGUUUACUACAGUGAGCACAGAUGAAAACGAUUACAUCUCAUUGCAUGGUUACCUCUGCCAGUGGACGUUGACAGCAUACCUUGAUAUCCAUAGAUGUUUAGAGUAUCUUGGCUACUUUGGGUAUCCAUUUAUCAGUGAACAAGAGUCCCAAACAGCUGCUGUAACAGUGACUCAGAACAAGUUGGAGGAUCUGGAGAAGAAACAAACCCAGAGGAAUGUGUUUCUCUGCAAGGUGAUAGGACCUCGAGGUACAGGCAAAUCAUCUUUUUUGCAGGCUUUCCUUGGAAAGAGCCUUUCAAAACAGAAGAGUUCCACCGGUCUACUAUCCUACUACACCAUCAAUACAGUGCACGUUAACAACCAGGAAAAGUAUUUAAUUCUUUACGAAGUAGAUGUUGACACGGAAUUUUUAAAAACUUCUGACGCAGCUUGUGAUGUUGCCUGUCUCAUGUAUGAUGUUAGUGAUCCAAAAUCUUUCAACUAUUGUGCGAGUAUUUAUAAGCUUUUACGAGGUAUGUUUGCAUUUAAUGCACAAAGCAACAAAUUGUGAAGACAAUGUCCAUCUGUCUGUCUGUCCGCAUAAAACAACUCAAGCAACCCAUGGACCAGAUUUUUUGAGGUGUGACACACUUAUUCUUCAAAUAAAUUUGUCAGAUUGGUUUAAUUUUCAUUCUGAUAUCUCAAACAGAUCUGUACAAAGUUUUUACAUUUCAAUAUUCCCAUUUGAAGACCACUGCUGGAUUUGCAGACUAGUCCAUCUUAAAUGUUCAUUGAGACUUCUGUUUGGAAUUAGUUUACUGCUUCAAUUUUAACUUUAGAGGAUUGUAUAUUUUCCUCUUUUACUUGUCUGACAGUUGUUCGGAUACCUAUUGCAAAUUAGUCAAACAUCAGGCAGAGUGUACGUGCAUGUACCAACAGCUCACACAGCAGCAUACUUCUCCUGCUGCUUUAUGUAAGUUAACUAGUAGAGUACAAAAAAGCCACUUCUUUGGAAAUAAAUGAAAGGGGAAAGCAAUUAUUUAAGUAUAUAUAAGACUGAAUUGAUUAUACAAAUUAUUAUUAUAAAGAACUGAUGUUAUCAACCUGCAACUAAAUGGUGUUUGAACUAAUUAAUAAUACUGGAAAGGUGCAACUGUCCUAACAGAUAUAAACGUAGGAUGGGGUUAGAAAUAGACAGUGGCGUCAAGAGUUGUGAGGAAUCAGUGAUUUAAGCCCCUGAUGUUUCAGUCCCAGACAUACAAGAACAAACAUGGAAAGCCUCUGAUCUUCUUGCCCAUCAUGUACCAUUGAUAUUCCCAUUAUACAAUAAAUCGGUUCCUUUCCAUGUUCUUACUUAUUUAAACACUUUUACCAAAUUACUGUGUCUUAACUAAUAGUAAUAGCUAGAUGGGGAACUUAUUUCAGUUCCUUUUCUCUUUUCAUAGAGUAUUAUUCAUAUUUGUUUUAAGCAUGUAUUGGUUAUUUUGAAGUAAUAGAUAUUUUUCAGUUGCUAAUUUUUGGAUACUACUCUAUUGGUUAUAGUUUCAAAACUGUUAUGUUUUUAAUAAAAUGAAACAACAAUUGGUCACUGACCCUCCACCACUAACACACAUCAAAGGAUUGCAUUUGAAUGUCACUUGAAUGGCAGUCUGCUGUGUAUGAAAGCUAUUAAGCCAAUUUAUGCUCCUUUUUUAACUCCAUUGUAAAAUGCUGUUAAAAAGCUCAUAUUUGAUGAUGUCUACUAAAACAUGUAAUUGUAUUCUGUUAUUGUUAUUACUUUUGAAUAUGACUUAUUGUUACAAAACUAUUUAAUAAUCAAAAAUGUGGAUCUCACUAAGAUGUCUUAGUAUUGCAUUUACUGUAUCAAUAGUUUUAUCCAUACGCAUUCCUUUCUUUUUCUUUACUAUCCUUUACCUCACAAU
Molecule: messenger RNA, 3059 nt
Organism: Polypterus senegalus (gray bichir)
Lineage: Eukaryota; Metazoa; Chordata; Cladistia; Polypteriformes; Polypteridae
Gene: rhot2
Product: ras homolog family member T2
Exons: 18
Coding region: 125-1708 (527 amino acids)
Biological process (GO): mitochondrion organization; mitochondrion transport along microtubule; small GTPase-mediated signal transduction
Cellular component (GO): mitochondrial outer membrane
Molecular function (GO): GTPase activity; GTP binding; calcium ion binding
Source: RefSeq, a predicted model, not a curated record